AUGAGCCCGCCAAAGGAGCUUCGCACGGGCCCCGACUUGGGUUUUAUGCGGCAGCCAGCUUAUCGACUGACCGGGAUCGAGGCAGGGCCGAAAGGAAUUAAUGCAAAACAAAAGUCCUAUCUCUACGUCUGCUGGGCGGGGUGCGGCAGUAAAUUACGCGAUGGGCGUCACACCACCGCCAUGUAUCAAUCAGGCGGCACCAGAUUUAUGGGACGUUUCGCUGCGGAAUCGUUAGUGCGACGAAAGCGCCGCCGUUAUCCGGGCGUCUUUCGCCCGGCUUUUUUCACCCCCCCCCCCCCCUCCCUUAGCCGAACUGCUCCCCCGCGCACCCCCCGCCCCUUGUUUGUCGGCUACGCUGAGUAUUUACUAAGGUUUAGUAGAAUCCCCUCGUUCAUCUAUUCCGGCCUACUGCAUAUCUCAUCUAUUGUAGGAGAUGCAUGUGUGCGUCGGGAUGAUAAUCUGAUCCUUGAUUGCAACGGGAACGGUCCCAAUGAGUCACGUAUCGCCGGAGCCAAUCACACGGCCGCAAACGUAUCCACAGCACAAGACGGCACGAUAAACGACCGUCCGAUAAUUCAGUCGGGCGAUGGGCGCGUGCGCGUGAGCAUCUGCCUUCUGCAACGUCUACUUUACGACGCCAAAGUAAACUGUUCGGUAUCAGACGCGAGCAGCGACUGGCCC
Iphiclides podalirius (scarce swallowtail) is the source of this 681-nucleotide messenger RNA. The record is from the annotation of a GenBank genome assembly. NCBI's taxonomy places the organism in Eukaryota, Metazoa, Arthropoda, Insecta, Lepidoptera, Papilionidae.